Molecule: messenger RNA, 333 nt
Organism: Rangifer tarandus platyrhynchus (Svalbard reindeer)
Lineage: Eukaryota; Metazoa; Chordata; Mammalia; Artiodactyla; Cervidae
Source: the annotation of a GenBank genome assembly
AUGAGUGAUGUUGAGCAUCUUUUCUUGUGUUUGUUAGCCAUCUGUAUGUCUUCUUUGGAGAAAUGUCUGUGUAGUUCUUUGGCCCAUUUUUUGAUUGGGUGGUUUAUUUUUCUGGAAUUGAGCUGCAGGAGUUGCUUGUAUAUUUUUGAGAUUAAUUCUUUGUCAGUUGCUUCAUUUGAUAUUAUUUUCUCCUAUUCUGAAGGCUGUCUUUUCACCUUGCUUAUAGUUUCCUUUGUUGUGCAAAAGCUUUUAAGUUUAAUUAGGUCCCAUUUGUUUAUUUUUGCUUUUAUUUCCAAUACUCUGGGAGGUGGGUCACAGAGGAUCUUGCUGUGA